Messenger RNA from Python bivittatus (Burmese python), 1195 nucleotides. It is a transcript of the gene HELT, whose product is annotated as helt bHLH transcription factor. Lineage: Eukaryota; Metazoa; Chordata; Lepidosauria; Squamata; Pythonidae. The record is from RefSeq and is a predicted model, not a curated record. Gene Ontology annotation, molecular function: DNA binding; protein dimerization activity. Gene Ontology annotation, biological process: regulation of DNA-templated transcription.
UGUCAUGCCCCUGGGUGACCCAGUCAUUCAGCCGGUCUUGUAUUCUCUCGUCCUGUCGCAUUUUUUUCCUUUCCUUUCCUUUCCUUUCCUUUCCUUUCCUCUGCAUUCCUUUCCGGUGUGAAUGGGAUACCACUGAGUUAUCAUUGGUUACUGCCGAAAAGACACACUCACUCACUUUCUCUCCAAAGUUUUAACAGGGGAUGGAGAGUUUAAUUCUAGAAUUCCCACGAUCCUGAUUUUAAAAGAGGAUUUCGACGGGGAACUAUAAAAAAGAAGAUCCCCAUUUCGCACAAAGUGAUCGAAAAGAGGAGAAGGGACCGGAUCAACCGCUGUCUAAACGAGCUGGGGAAAACCGUGCCCAUGGCUUUGGCCAAACAGAGUUCCGGCAAGCUAGAGAAAGCGGAGAUCCUGGAGAUGACGGUGCAAUACCUGAGGGCCCUUCACUCUGCGGAUUUCCCUCGGGGAAGAGAAAAGGCAGAACUUCUAGCUGAGUUUGCCAACUACUUCUAUUAUGGCUAUCAUGAAUGCAUGAAGAAUCUAGUUCAUUACCUGACCACAGUGGAGAGGAUGGAGACCAAAGAUACCAAGUAUGCCCGGAUCCUGGCUUUCUUGCAAUCCAAAGCUCACUUUAUCACGGAACCUCUCUUUACUUCACUGGGAUCUCUUCCAGAGCCAGACUUCUCCUACCAGCUUCCCCCAGCUCCAGACUGCUUGGGUCAAGGCACUAAUGACCCUGUUUUCUCACAGGGGUCUGGGUAUGGCCACUUCUCCUGGCAUGGCUCCACCAGAAAUCCCACCAUUCCUUACAUUCCCAAUACUACUAUGCCCCUCACCAGUCCAGGACAGCAGCGCAACACUUUCUUGCCAUCAGUACAAGGUCUGGACCGCCACUACCUUAACCUGAUUGGCCAUUCCCACCCCAACACGUUUAGCCUGCCUCCUGGCCAACAUCCAUCUGUGUUGUAGCCUACAUCUCAGAUGUUCACUUUGUUAUCCAAAGAGGGCUCCCAUAUCUUUCAUGGCUGAACAGAGGAUUGAAUGGCUUCUUCUGACAUGUUAUUCCUGAAGGCAAAGAACAUCUUUAAGCCCAUUAGUUAUCUGAAGAGAAUAUAUUACCUUGCACCACAAAGGUCCUCCCAUAACUGUAAACAGACAUGUAACUAAUGGUGGGGAAAGAAUAAAUUACUGGGGGAAG